Messenger RNA from Tetrahymena thermophila SB210, 2550 nucleotides. RefSeq lists its product as hypothetical. The transcript is spliced from 5 exons. NCBI's taxonomy places the organism in Eukaryota, Ciliophora, Oligohymenophorea, Hymenostomatida, Tetrahymenidae. The record is from RefSeq and is a predicted model, not a curated record.
AAAAUAUUUCUAAUAGAGAGUAAUAAAUAAUCUUUAUAAUAUAAAAAUUUACUAAAUAAUUAAGAGUACUUCUUUUCUUUUUUUAAUAUUUUAGACGAUAACUUAAGAUAAAACAAUAAAUUAGCCCUUAAUUAUUAUUUUAAAAUGCCAGAAAAUGACAUAUUCCCUAAUGGCUUAGUGUUUGAGAAAAUGUUUCAUUAUAUUUGGACAUAAUCAGAUAUGUUUGAAUAAAAACUUAAUGUGAAUCUACCUCAAACAGUUAUUUUCAAAAACAGCUUACCAAUAUUUUGGUAUUUCACAGAUAAAAAUGGCCAAAUAAAAAAGAAAAAGACAGAAAAACACACACCUGAAAAUAUUUACGAAGUGUUCACCAAAAAAAUACCCAAAUGUGGGGUAGUUGCUCAAUUGCUUUAUCCUACUACCUGCGAAAACGAAUUUAAUCCAAGAACUAAUAUUAAUCCAAAAGGUUAAAUAUCUGGAUUGCAUUAUAUUGAUUCUACAACAGAAGCUAAAAUUCGCUAUCUGACUGAAGAAGAUUUGGCUAAAUUUUUAAAUGGGGAAAUGCAAAUCAGUUCUGGUGUUCUUUAACAAUUCAUAGAACCAGCUACACUUCAUAAUGAUUCUAUUUAAGUGGUAUAUACUCCAAGGGUUGUUCUAAUGAAUAAAAGAGUUAAUACAAAGAAUCUUUACAACUAAAAUGUAGAUAUUUAUGAAAGGUGCUGCACUUUUGAUGGACCUGAUUACUUUUCUUAAAAUUUAUAAAUGUCUGGCCCGAUUUCAAAGGAAAUGACAGAGUAAGUUGAUAGAAUUAUGGGACAUCUUGAAACUAUUUCAUACGGAUUAUUCAAUAUCUUGAAAAUACACCUUUAUUUUAAAAUUGAUGCCAACAGAAAAAUUUGGUUUCUGUGGGCUGGAGGUGUUUCGAUGCAUAACAUAAGUGAUAAAUCUAACAGCUAAAAGCCAUAACAAGUUAUAUCUCAACCAGAAAUAUAAAUUCCUGAUAUUCACCAAUCGGUCAGCAUUAAGAGAAAGCCAAUAUAGCUACAGAAAGAAUUGUUUUGUUUAAAAUGUAAUAAAAAAGGAAGAUCAGUUGAUUUUUUUGAAUUAAAGUUUUCAGAUUUACUAAACGAAUAUGAUAACACUGAGACAUAAAAAAUAACAGCAUAAAAUCCAUAUAAUUAAAAUAAAGUUUUUGGAAAAAAUUAAAGAGAGGAUAUGUUAGGACAAACACUCACAAAUACAUUUAUGGAAUUUAAAUAGAUGAAUUAAACUGGAAAUUACUCGAGUUCUAAAAAAAACCAUGAAGAAUAGUUAAAAAAGCAAGCUGAGAAGCAUACAGUUUAUAAAAAUAAAGAAAUUCCUUCUUUCUUUACACUUCUUUUUCCUAAAUUAGAUACAGAAAACUUCUCUCAAAUAUCAUAAACUUUUUAUUUUAAGAAUCAAAAAAUUAUGGUUUGCAGAGAAUGCUACCUUGAAUUUUCAUCUCUGUACCAAAAAUAAAUUGAAACAUUCAAACAGCAAAAUAGUGAUUAUUCAUCCACUGCCACUUCAUUUUCAGAUAAAAGAAGUACAAAUAGAUCUAACUCCUAUAUGAAAUUCUAAAACAUUUAAUCAGAGUAAAAGAAAAUAAAUUAAGAGUUUUAAAAAAAACUUCGAUCACUAAGCGAAGAUAAGCUGAAAUCUAAUGAAAAAAUCCAAAAACUAUUUAAACUGGCUAAACUUGGUAAGGCUGAAGAUUAAAUAGAAUAAGAAAAUAAGAAAUCUAAUUUAAGUUUGAAUGAGAACUAAAAAGAUAAAAGCGAUUACUGUAAUUUGGACACAUCUAAUUCAGGUUAUAAUUUUGAUGAUAAAAGCCAUAAUACAGCUUAAUUUUUUAAAAAUGAUGAACCUUCUUCUACAAUGAAAACAAUCUAAAAGUAAAAUGAAAAUACAAUACAAGAAACCUUAAAAUUAAUAAACGAAAUCUACUCUAAUAAAAAUAUCAUGAACACUAAUUAAAAAUUACAAAAUAGACCUAAACCUUAUUAAACCUAUAAAUACAAUUAAAUUGAUACUGCAAAGUUAAAAUAAAAAAUAUAAUCAGCUAUAUCUUUAAAAAGCGAUAUUUUCAACAAGCAAAAGACAACUAAUCUUACUGAACAAACCACAAAUCACACAGAACCUAAUUUAACAAAUGAAGAACUUAAAACUUAAAAAACAGAUUUCUCUGCAAUUACAUAAAAGAAAGAAUAAAUCCCAUAAAAAGACAUAUCAAAAAUCAUAGCAACUAAUCCCUAUAAAUUCAGUUACUAUGAAGUACUAAAAAAAUAAGAAUUAUCGCCAAAAAAUGUCCAAGAAUCCAAAACAGAUAGUGAACCUUUGAAACCAAGAAUUAUAGUAAGAUCAAAACGUGCUCAUAGUUAAAUUAAUUUUUUACCAAAGGAUACUCCUUCCAAAUAACCCUCAAAUCAAUCUUCAUAAAAAAGACUACUAAGAACAACUUCUUCUUCAAUUCAAAGAUUUCCAGUUAAAAUGAUAUCAGAAAGACAUUCUGAAAAUUCAAACAUUUGA